Messenger RNA from Penaeus monodon (black tiger shrimp), 621 nucleotides. RefSeq names its product sodium-coupled monocarboxylate transporter 1-like. Gene Ontology annotation, biological process: transmembrane transport; sodium ion transport. The record is from RefSeq and is a predicted model, not a curated record. The coding region runs from base 56 to 358 and encodes 100 amino acids. Gene Ontology annotation, molecular function: symporter activity. The transcript has 3 exons. NCBI's taxonomy places the organism in Eukaryota, Metazoa, Arthropoda, Malacostraca, Decapoda, Penaeidae. Gene Ontology annotation, cellular component: membrane.
CACGAGUCCCUACGCCCGCCACACCCUCUGGUCCACGCUGGUGGCCGGGGUGUACAUGAUGAUUUCCUUCCUCGCGAUAACGCAGUCCCAGUACCAGCGGUUUGCAUCCGUCCCGACGCUCGCCCAAGCGCAGACGUUAGCUUUGUUGUUCCUUUUGGGGUUGGCGCUGCUGUGGGGCACCUUCUACGUCUCGGGCCUUGUCGCCUACGCAGUCUACAGCGACUGUGACCCCCUGAACCUGGGCAAGAUAGAGAAGGCAGAUCAGAUCAUCCCGUACAUGGUUAGUGACAAGUUGGGCCACCUGACGGGAAUGCCUGGCCUCUUCGUAGCAGCUGUGUACGGAGGCGUGCUCAGGUAAGGGACACAUGGCUUUUUAUGACGGUAUUGACGCGGCAUCGAGGUUAUCCUCUGUUGAUAACAAAUUAUUAAAUUUAGCGCUGUCUUUCGAGUAAGUUCCGCAGAUGUUCUCCUUGUCAAACUUGAAUCACGGGAUACAAGAUUGUAUUUAAUCUACAUAUCAUUUGCAUACAAAUCAAGAUCUCCCUGCUUCCCAACUUAACUCCACUCCCCCCCUUCCCGUCUCUUUCUCUCGCUCUCUCCCUCCCUCUCUUGUUCCUUCUA